Molecule: messenger RNA, 3638 nt
Organism: Neogale vison (American mink)
Lineage: Eukaryota; Metazoa; Chordata; Mammalia; Carnivora; Mustelidae
Gene: CASZ1
Product: castor zinc finger 1
Exons: 14
Coding region: 75-3638 (1187 amino acids)
Biological process (GO): regulation of neuron differentiation; positive regulation of transcription by RNA polymerase II
Cellular component (GO): nucleus
Molecular function (GO): DNA-binding transcription factor activity, RNA polymerase II-specific; RNA polymerase II transcription regulatory region sequence-specific DNA binding
Source: RefSeq, a predicted model, not a curated record
CAAUGACAUCAGGGCUUUAAAACAACUUGUUAUUCGGGGAGUAAUCAGUUGCAAUUAGGCAUUAAUUAAGUAUUAUGAAAGUUGAUUAUUUAAGUGAAUUCGGCUUUCGACUCUCCGACUAUGAGUUUGGGACCAAAGAGAGGAGAAUGGAUCUUGGUACAGCUGAAGGCACCCGGUGCACCGACCCGCCCGCAGGCAAGCCCGCGAUGGCGGCCAAGCGCAAAGGCGGCCUGAAGCUCAACGCCAUCUGCGCCAAGCUGAGCCGCCAGGUGGUGGUGGAGAAGGGGGCGGAGGCGGGUCCCCAGGCCGAGGGCAGCCCGCUGCGGCCGCGGGACCGAGAGGCCGUCGUGGCCCGGGGCGCCCGCAGCGAGGAAGACAAGAGGCGGGCGGUGAUCGAGAAGUGGGUCAAUGGCGAGUACAGUGAGGAGCCGGCGCCCGCGCCCAGCCUGGGGCGGAUCGGCCGCGAGGGCCUGGAGCUGCCCCCUGAGGGCGUCUACAUGGUGCAGCCCCAGGGCUGCAGCGACGAGGAGGACCAUGGCGAAGAGCCCUCCAAGGACGGCAGUGGCGUGUCGGAGGAGAAGGAGUCUAGUGGGGCAGCCUCCAAGGACGACAGCAGCCCCAGUGCCAAGCAGGCUUCAGGAGAGGCCUCCUCGCUCCGGGACUACGCGGCUUCCACCAUGACUGAAUUCCUCGGCAUGUUCGGCUACGAUGACCAGAACACGAGGGACGAGCUGGCCAGGAAGAUCAGCUUCGAGAAGCUCCAGGCGGGCUCCACCCCUGAGGUGGCCACCUCCUCCGUGCUGCCUGCUUCCGAGGACGCCCUCAGCAAGCGGGCGCGCUUCUCCAAAUACGAGGAGUACAUCCGCAAGCUCAAGGCCGGCGAGCAGCUCUCCUGGCCGGCCCACAGCACCAAGGCCGAGGAGCGGGCGGGCAAGGAGGGGGCGGGGCCUCUGCCUGGCCUGCGGCUGCCCAGCAACACGGCCCACCUGGAGACCAAGGCUACCAUCCUGCCCCUGCCGUCACACAGCAGCGUCCCCAUGCAGGGCCUGGUGGCCCGAGCCUCCAAGUACGACUUCUUUAUCCAAAAACUGAAGACAGGUGACAACCUGCGGCCCCAGAACGGAAGCACUUACAAGAAGCCAUCCAAGUAUGACCUGGAGAACGUCAAGUACCUCCAUCUCUUCAAGCCCGGGGAGGGCAGCCCCGAUAUGGGCGGGGCCAUUGCCUUCAAGACGGGCAAGGUGGGGCGCCCCUCCAAGUACGACGUCCGGGCCAUCCAGAAGCCGGGCCCCGCCAAGGUCCCACCCACCCCCAGCCUGGCCCCUGCGCCCCUCCCCAGUGUGCCCAGUGCUCCCAGCGCCCCUGGGCCAGGGCCUGAGCCACCUGCCUCCCUGCCCUUCAACACUCCUGAGUACCUGAAGUCGACCUUCUCCAAAACAGACUCCAUCACCACGGGAACCGUCUCCACUGUCAAAAAUGGAUUGCCCACAGAUAAACCAGCUGUCACUGAAGAUGUAAACAUUUACCAGAAAUAUAUUGCCAGGUUCUCGGGCAGUCAGCACUGUGGCCACAUCCACUGCGCCUACCAGUACCGAGAGCACUACCAUUGCCUGGACCCCGAGUGCAACUACCAGAGGUUCACGAGCAAGCAGGACGUGAUCCGCCACUACAACAUGCACAAAAAGCGCGACAACUCCCUGCAGCACGGCUUCAUGCGCUUCAGCCCGCUGGACGACUGCAGCGUCUACUACCACGGCUGCCACCUCAACGGAAAGAGCACCCACUAUCACUGCAUGCAGGUGGGCUGUAACAAGGUGUACACCAGUACAUCAGACGUGAUGACCCACGAGAACUUCCACAAGAAGAACACUCAGCUCAUCAACGACGGCUUCCAGCGCUUCCGAGCGACUGAGGACUGUGGCACGGCCGACUGCCAGUUCUACGGGCAGAAGACCACCCAUUUCCACUGCAGGCGCCCUGGCUGCACGUUCACCUUCAAGAACAAGUGUGACAUCGAGAAGCACAAGAGCUACCACAUCAAGGACGACGCGUACGCCAAGGACGGCUUCAAGAAGUUCUACAAGUACGAGGAGUGCAGGUACGAGGGCUGCGUGUACAGCAAGGCCACCAACCACUUCCACUGCAUCCGCGCCGGCUGCGGCUUCACCUUCACCUCCACCAGCCAGAUGACCUCGCACAAGCGCAAGCACGAGCGCAGGCACGUCCGCUCCUCGGGCGCGCUGGGGCUGCCGUCCUCGCUGCUGGGCGCCAAGGACACGGAGCACGAGGAGUCGAGCAACGACGACCUGGUCGACUUCUCGGCCUUGAGCAGCAAGAACUCCAGCCUCAGCGCCUCCCCCACCAGCCAGCCGUCCUCCGCCUCCCUGGCCGCUGCCGCCACGGCCGCUGCCGAGGCCGUGCCUGGCGCCACCAAGCCUCCCAACAGCAAGAUCUCCGGGCUGCUGUCCCAGGGCCUGCCCGCGUCCAUCCCGCUGGCACUGGCCCUCUCCAACGCGGGCCUGCCCACCGCCGCCCCCUACUUCCCCAUCCUGCCUGGCCGGAGCGGUGCCUCCCUGCCUGUGGGCACCCCUGGCCUCCUGGGGGCCAUGUCAUCGGGGGCAGCGGCCUCCGCAGCCGCUGACACACCUGCUCUGGCCGCCUCGGGAGCCGGCGACUCUGCCCCUGCGGCUGCCUCCUCUGUCCCGGCGCCCCCCGCCUCUAUCAUGGAAAGGAUCUCAGCGAGCAAGGGCCUCAUCUCACCCAUGAUGGCCAGGCUGGCCGCUGCUGCCCUCAAGCCCUCUGCCACUUUUGACCCAGGAAGCGGGCAGCAGGCCACCCCCGCCAGGUUCCCCCCGGCCCCGGUGAAGCAGGAGCCCGGUGAGAACGCUGGUGCCCCGGUUCCCCACGAGGUCUCCCAGGAACGCAGUUUAGACCUGACUGUGAAGGAGCCCAGUAAUGAAUCAAAUGGCCACGCAGUCCCGGCAAAUUCAUCUCUUUUAUCCUCGCUUAUGAAUAAGAUGUCUCAGGGCAACCCCAACCUCGGCAGCCUGUUGAACAUCAAGACGGAAGCAGAGGGCAGUGCCGCCAUGGAGUCCUCGCCCUUCCUGGGCAAGGCUGUGAAGGCGCUGGUUCAGGAGAAGCUGUCUGAGCCCUGGAAGGUGUACCUUCGAAGGUUUGGCACCAAGGACUUCUGUGACGCCCAGUGUGACUUCCUGCACAAGGCCCACUUCCACUGCGUGGUGGAGGAGUGCGGCGCGCUUUUCAGCACCCUGGACGGGGCCAUCAAGCACGCCAACUUCCACUUCCGGACGGAGGGAGGAGCAGUGAAGGGAAACACGGAGGCCUCCUUCCCCACCUCGGCUGCUGAGACCAAACCUGCCUUGGCCCCGUCAUCCCCUCCAGCGCCUCCUGUCACCACAGCCACAGUGUCCUCCCUGGAGGGUCCCACUCCCAGCCCGGCCGCCGUGCCCUCCACCCCCACGCUGCUCGCCUGGAAGCAGCUGGCUUCCACCAUCCCCCAGAUGCCUCAGAUUCCAGCGUCAGUGCCUCACCUGCCCACUUCGCCCUUGGCAACGACUUCUCUAGAAAACGCCAAGCCCCAGGUCAAACCCGGAUUCCUCCAGUUCCAGGAGAAGUGA